AUGGCUCAAUCUAAGCAUAUAGACAAAGUUCUUGAUAGGCAUAGUGAUGAAACUAUUGCAAAUAACCGUUUAAGGUUGAAGACAUCUAUUAAUGUUAUUCGAUGGCUUGCAUUUCAAGCAUGUUCAUUUAGAGGCGAUGAUGAAAGUCCUGGAUCUUUGAAUAGGGAAAAUUUUAUUGAGUUAAUUAAGCUUUUAGCUUCCUGUAAUCAGAAUGUUAAUAAUGUUCUUGAAAAUGCUCCUGGGAAUGCUCAAUAUAUAUCUCCCGGUGUUCAGAAAGAUAUAUUGCAUAUCUUUGCUAGAAAAGUGCGUGCAAUAAUUCGAGAAGAAAUUGGUGAUUCUAAAUUUUGUAUAAUUAUUGAUGAAGCAAGAGAUGAGUCAAAGCGAGAACAAAUGUCUGUGGUUUUGAGAUUUGUAGACAAGCACGGUUGUGUUCAAGAAAGAUUUUUUGAUCUUAUACAUGUUUCUGAUACAUGUUCUUUGACAUUGAAAACAGAAAUUUCAUCAGUUCUUUCUCGUCAUAAUCUUGAUGUCCAAAAUCUUAGGGGACAAGGGUACGAUGGAGCUAGUAAUAUGCGUGGUGAAUGGAAUGGAUUGCAAGCUCUAUUUUUGAAAGAUUGCCCUUUUGCUUAUUACAUUCAUUGUCUUGCUCAUCGAUUACAAUUAGCACUUGUUUCUGCAGCCAAAGAAGUUUGUUAUGUUCAUCAAUUCUUUUCAAAACUUACCCUAAUUGUGAAUGUUGUGACUGUUUCUCCUAAACGUCAUGAUCAGUUAAGGGUUGCUCAAGCAAAUAAUGUUGCAAACUUAAUUGCCAAUGAUCAAAUUGUGACAGGUAGUGGACUUAAUCAAAUUGGUACUUUGCAAAGAGCUAGGGAUACUAGAUGGGGGUCUCAUUUGAAUUCUGUACGUAACUUGUUAUGCAUGUUUGAUGCUACUUGUGAAGUUCUUGAAAAAACCACCGAAGAAGGUAAUUUCUCCACUCGUGGUGAUGCUAGUGCUGCUUAUGAUGCUAUCACAUCCUUUGAAUUUGUCUUUGUUUUGCAUUUGAUGAGAAAUAUUUUGGAAGUUAGUCAUGAUCUUUGUCAAGCUUUGCAACGAAAAAAUCAAGACAUAUUGAAUGCUUUAACUCUGGUUUCUACUACCAAGACUUUAAUACAAAGAAUGAGAGAAUCAAGUUGGGAGGCUUUCAUAAAAGAAGUUAUACUAUUUUGUGAGAAACAUGAAGUUGAAGUUCCUGAUAUGAAUGCAUUGCAUAUUCCUAGAAGAGGUCGAACUCGCAAAAUUGUUGAUCAAAUUUCAGUGGAGCAUCAUUACCGUGUUAAUUUAUUUCUAGCUGUAAUUGAUACACAGUUACAAGAGCUUAAUGGAAGAUUCAACGAUAAUAUGGUGGAAUUGCUUACUUUAAGUUCAACUUUAGAUCCCAGAGAUAAUUAUAAGUUCUUCAGUGUCAACAAAGUAUGUGAAUUAGUAGAACGGUUUUAUCCAGGUUACUUCAAUGACCAAGAGAAAUUUUACAUUAGAAUGCAAGCUCAACAUUAUGAACUUGAUGUUCCUAAUCAUGCUGAAUUAACUAACUUGUGCACAAUUUCAGAGUUAUGUCAAGGAUUAACGAAGACAGGAAAGUCUUUAACAUAUCCUUUGAUUGAUCGUUUGAUUCGCUUGGAUUCAGUUAUACCAAAACACAAACCAUGUUCAUUUUUCUAUGAACGGUGCCGACACAACCAAGAACCGAACCCCUCUCGCCAACGUUACUAUCUCAUCUUCUCACUGGCUCAUGUGUUAUCACCGGAAGUCGCUCCCAGAGACGUCGAGGUCCACACCGGUGAACGCCCAGAAGCGCAUUCCCAGCGUGUGGCUCCUUCUGGCGGCACCGCAUCAAGUCCACCUGCCCAGCCGGCCUGUGGUCUAUUCGAUGUAUUCAUCGUGCAAGAUAAAGGAGUUAAUAGUGUCUCUCCUUUGAUACGUCCAUCACCAUGUGGUAGUUCGUAA
Messenger RNA from Arachis ipaensis, 1986 nucleotides. RefSeq lists its product as uncharacterized. The record is from RefSeq and is a predicted model, not a curated record. Lineage: Eukaryota; Viridiplantae; Streptophyta; Magnoliopsida; Fabales; Fabaceae.